Messenger RNA from Aethina tumida (small hive beetle), 1178 nucleotides. RefSeq names its product outer dynein arm-docking complex subunit 4-like. NCBI's taxonomy places the organism in Eukaryota, Metazoa, Arthropoda, Insecta, Coleoptera, Nitidulidae. Gene Ontology annotation, cellular component: cytoplasm. The record is from RefSeq and is a predicted model, not a curated record. The coding region runs from base 12 to 1178 and encodes 388 amino acids. The transcript has 3 exons. Gene Ontology annotation, molecular function: protein binding.
UUAAGCGUGCGAUGAUGGCGGACACGCUCCAGCUUCACGCGCUGGAUAAACGUCUGAGCAUCACCCGCGAAGCCGAACUCCUGCAGAGUUUCGUGCGGAUCAAUGUGGGUGAGGACGAGGGCGCGGACGAGAGCAGGAGCCAAAUUGCCGAUGUUAAGAAGGAGGAAAAGCCGGAAACGACGGACGAUGGUAAAACGAAACGAGGGUCGGCGGACGAUGGCAAAAAGGCGGACUCCCAGACGCACGAAGUUAGGAAAAAAGGAAAACGUCGCCGACGCCGUAACGGACGGCACGAGGAGCUGUACUGCGACAAGGACCGGGCGGCCGCCGUGAACAUGGGCUCCAAAGACAUCAAGCAGUCGCUGAAGCUGAAGAGGAAACAGGACCGAUCGAAGAUGCUGCAGAUACCGGAGGAAGCGGAACCCAGCACGUUCCUCGCCCUCGGCAACUACGAGAUGGGACGCGGCGACUUGGGCAUCGCACUUAAUUUCAUGACAAAGGCUUUGGAACUGAAUCCGAAUGAAAAGAACUCUUUGGUGGCGAGAAGUAAGUGCUACAUAUUGCUGGGACAGCCCGAAAACGCCUUGAAGGAUGCCGAAACCGCCUUGAAAGGGGACCCUAAGUUCCUGAAGGGAAUCUAUCAGAAAGCUGAAGCUUUGUACUAUCUGGGGGACUUUGAACAUAGUUUAAUGUACUAUCAUAGAGGUCUUCACAUCCGUCCAGAUCAUAGUGACUUUAAAUUGGGCGUUCAUAAAGCCCAAAAGGCCAUAGAAAACGCCAUUGGUUCAGCUUUUUGCAAACCUGUCUCUAGAACUAGCAGUGCUGUCAAGCAGACUGCAACAGUCAGUAGCUCAAGAACUUCUAACAGCAGAACUAGUGCCAGUACUACAAGUACAAGUUCAAAGUGCACAACUCCAGUUAGCAGUACUCCGAAAAAACCAACCAGCAAGUCAGCCACCCCUGUUAACGUUAGAGUCAAGUCCUCUAAGAAGAGUAGGUUGUUAAGGGAGUUGGGAGCUGAUAAGGAUUACUUGGAUAAUUUAAUUAACAAUCCGAAUAUUAAAUGCAAAUUCAAGGAGGACGAUCGUAGGAUCGAGGACUGUAUUAAGGAGACUGUCGAUUUCUUGAACAAAAGACAGGAAUUUUGGAGGCAACAGUUGCCACCUAACCUUAAAUAG